Molecule: messenger RNA, 523 nt
Organism: Drosophila subpulchrella
Lineage: Eukaryota; Metazoa; Arthropoda; Insecta; Diptera; Drosophilidae
Exons: 4
Coding region: 10-432 (140 amino acids)
Source: RefSeq, a predicted model, not a curated record
UUUAAUAAAAUGUGCAGUAAAGAUAAAGCGCACAUUUGGAUGAUUAUAGUGGGAAUUAUUUGCGUGGCCACUUCAAUAGGACUCCUGAGACAUGUUUUUAACCUCAGCACAUUUGAUAUUAUUUUCCUUGCUCCGAUUGUUUUGGUUAUUGGAUUUGCCUAUACAAUAAAACUGAUGGCCGACGUGGAAUACAUUCAUUUAGCGCUGCUAACCACUUUGGCCAUACCACUGAGCUGCAUGUUUCUUUUUGUUUUUAAAAUGGAAAAUUUUUUAGAGGACUGGAGAUCUUUUACAAUUUUUUGGAAGCUUGGAAACAUUCUGUUUCUGACAUUUCUAAUUGUGGAAAUAUUUGCUGAAUGGCAGGACCAACAAUUAUGGCGGAAAACAGUUCAGAAAGUUUAUAUUUCAUUCAUCACCAACGUGAUUAGCUGAAAAUUUGAUGCCAAACUUCUAGUGAAUGAAAAUCAUCGGAAAGUUUGCCGCUGGCGAGCUUCGCUAAUAAGACACAUUGUCUAGCCAAAGG